AUGUCGAAUGUUAAAAUAAUCAAACCGAUUCCUAAAUAUGCUAAUGUUGCUAAUGGAAAUUCUCCACAAACAACAGCAACAAUAAAACCUUUAGCUGUUGCUGCUACAACAUUAAAAGAAGGUUCAGUGGUGUAUCUUCUUCAUCAAUUGCCAUAUAAUUUUCUUUUAACUGACUUUUAUGAUCAUAAUCUACAUUACAAUAAAAUUCCGAUUCAUGCUUGGAAUCAACAUUUAAUUGGACCCGGGCUUUUUCAAGAAUGGAUUAUAGCAAUAAAAAGUGCUCGUACGCCAGAUGAACAAAAUAUUGAAUUAUUUCAAUCGGCUGAAACAAGCUUAUUUGGUUUUCGAACUACACGUUUAGUUGUUCCCGAUGAGCCACUACUUGCUUGGUUUAGUCUUUCACAACUGCGUUCGAUAUGUGAAAAAAUUAAAUUAACAAAAAUAUUUAAAGUUGAAGAACUUUUAAAAUCUACACGAUGUCCUCGAUGUAAAGUCGAACAACAUUAUUUAAAUGUUUUGGUUGCACAUGUACUUCUUGAUCAAUGUCGUGAUGCAACUUCAUCAGUUAAUCUUAAUCUUAAUGAACGCUUAUUCGUUCAUGCGUCUCCAACAAAAAAAUGCUCAAUAGAUUUUUCAUUAUCAAAACGAUCGUUAUCAUCUCCUCCUCCUGUAAAUCCUCUUAUUCAUGAGAAACAAAAAGACGAGGAAAUUAAAGAAAAACCUGAUGAUCUACAACAUCCAAUUCCAUUUUCAUCAAGUGAUGUAUCAUCGUAUAAGAUGAGUGUACUCGAUGGUACACAUGCAUUAGAAUUCACUUCAUUGGACAAUGAUGGAAGACAACGUAAAGCUCAUUUAUGUCUCUUUUGUGGCAAAGUUUAUAAUCGUAAAUAUGGAUUAAAAAUUCAUCUUCGUACACAUACAGGAUAUAAACCAUUGCAAUGUCGAGUUUGCUUUCGACCAUUUAGUGAUCCAUCUAAUCUUAAUAAGCAUAUACGUCUUCAUUCAACAGCAACAACAUCAUCGUCAUCAUCAUCCGUAUCACAUAAACGUCCUUUUGAAGAACAGGAAGAAUUGAAUAUGGAUAGUAGUGACAGUUUAAAUAUAAACACAUUGGAUGAUAACUAA
Molecule: messenger RNA, 1125 nt
Organism: Rotaria socialis
Lineage: Eukaryota; Metazoa; Rotifera; Eurotatoria; Philodinida; Philodinidae
Source: the annotation of a GenBank genome assembly